AUGUCUGUGAGGGCUUUACCCAGGCAAGUCGAGGCUGGUGAUACCGAAUCCAAAGUGCAUUCAUGGGGAAAAGAAAACCUGCCCCUUGAAAUGGUAGAGAGGAUCGUUCGACUCGCGUGGUUCGAAUCCUCUUGGAGCCCCAAUGACCUCUACGACCUCCAUGUAUCUCUCUGUCUCAUCACUAUGGAAUAUGCUAGGCUAUGUCGCAUCGGCCAAUGUGGCUUCAAAAACCUGGUCAUAUUCACGCUUUGGGCCGCUGAACAUGCAUGCGUCGAGCUGGAAUACGAUGUUACGCGGGCUCUCCGACACCUCCUGGUCGAGAAUCGCUAUCAGAGUAACAUUUUCUACCGCCUGGUGAUGGUAAACUGCACAAGCGUGCUGUUGAGAAUGCCAGACGAAAGAGUGCUUCCCUUCUUUCAUCUGGCUAAUAUGCGGUCUGUGGAAAGUCUGCUUCUUUCUUGGUCUCCUUGCACUGGGUCAAACGUCCAGUUCAUGAACCGGGGGAUCACUAGGGAUGUGUCCUUGGAAAAGGUCACAUACCUGCGCCUCCGCAACUACCCUCGCUGCCUGUGCAAGGGCAAGCACAGCGAAAACUCCGUGCAGGUUUGCGUCGCCUUCUACUUGCCAACAUACUUCCCCAAACUACAGCAUCUCCAUUUCGAAGAGCCCUACUUCCUCAAGCGUCUCGUGCAUCCGCCGGGUCUGGAACGGGUCACUCUCGAAGCGCCUCCCGACCAUUCUAUAUCAUCCCUCGGUGCCUACACCAGCAUCGCUUCUUACAACAUCGCCUCUGCACUUCGCGCCGGGUUUCUCAGACGCAAGCGCGUAGGCGACCCUCGGAAACUUAUCGUGGUCAACACAGGCACAGCCAAGCCCGUUGGCUGGCAGGACGCUGUCGCAGCAUGCCACGAGUACGACGUGUCCAUCGAGUUCCGCUGCACGUACCCCGACUAG
Molecule: messenger RNA, 954 nt
Organism: Sparassis crispa
Lineage: Eukaryota; Fungi; Basidiomycota; Agaricomycetes; Polyporales; Sparassidaceae
Exons: 3
Coding region: 1-954 (317 amino acids)
Source: RefSeq, a predicted model, not a curated record